Rosa rugosa (rugosa rose) is the source of this 687-nucleotide messenger RNA. RefSeq lists its product as uncharacterized. The transcript has 2 exons. Lineage: Eukaryota; Viridiplantae; Streptophyta; Magnoliopsida; Rosales; Rosaceae. The coding region runs from base 37 to 459 and encodes 140 amino acids. The record is from RefSeq and is a predicted model, not a curated record.
UCUCCAAGAGCCUGGUUUGGGAGAUUUUCAAAGUCCAUGAGAGCCUUUGGAUACAAACAGAGCAAUUCUGACCAUACCUUGUUUAUCAAGCGCAAGAAUGGUAAGAUUACAGCUCUUAUUGUGUAUGUUGAUGACAUGAUUGUUACAGGGGAUGAUCCAAAAGAGAUGAAUGAGUUGCAAAAGUAUCUGUCAAAGGAGUUUGAAAUGAAGGAUCUGGGGCAACUGAAGUAUUUUCUGGGUAUUGAAGUUGCGAGGUCUAAGAAGGGAAUUUCACUGUCACAGAGGAAGUAUGUUCUUGACUUACUUGCUGAAACGGGGAUGCUGGACUGCAGUCCAAUUGAGACACCCAUUGAGAUGAAUCACAGACUUGCCAUUUAUCCUGAUCAAGUUCCAACUGAUAAAGGAAGUUUAUGCAUUGUCCUAGUGAAGAACAUAUGGAUGCAGUUUUUCGGAUUUUGAGGUAUUUGAAGAUGGCGCCAGGUAAAGGAUUACUGUUUGAGAAAAAGGAUGAAUUGGAAGUUGUGGGAUACACAGAUGCAGAUUGGGCUGGUGAUAAAACUGACAGGCGUUCUACAUCUGGGUACUUCACUUUUGUAGGAGGGAACCUUGUCACUUGGCGUAGCAAGAAACAGAAAGUUGUGGCCAGAUCAAGUGCAGAAGCAGAAUUUCGAGGUAUGGCACAUGGAG